AUUUUCAACAAAGUAAUAAUAUUUUGUGUAGUUGUAAACUGAAAUAAUUUAAUUUAUUGUAUGAGCAACCAAGUUGUAACUCAAAACUAGCCUAAGAAAUUUAAGAUAACGUUAAUCAUAAUUUAUAAUAAAAAUUUUCAAACUAUCAUAAAUAUUAUUAUAUAUAAUAUAUAAUAAGUAAAUCAUAUUUUUAUGAAUUUGAAAAAGUGAAUUAUUUAAAAUUAUAAACAUUGUAACAAAUAAAAUGGAAAGCUUAAUACCAGAUAUUUUAUUUACUCUACUUGGUCAUAAAUCAGAAGUGUUGAAAUGUAUUGUAGAAAAUGACAGUAUGUUUUCUGAUGAUGAAUCUAUAAUUGUUAAUUCUGGAGACAGGCAAUUAUUGACAUUUUUUCUAAAUUUGGCUGAAGAAUAUCAGAAACUGAACACUAUACUUGUAUCCUAUAAUCGAUUGGAGAGCAUUUACAAAGAAUCAAAUGUUAGUAAACGAGGUAUGUACUUUGAAGCUUUUGUUGAUGGUACAAUUAUUGCCUUGCAAUCUUACCGUAAAUGUGUAACCGAUAUUGAAAAAGAUUUAUUAAAUAACAAAGACAAUAAAUGUCUGUUGACUGAAAUAUUAAGGAAAGUUGAGCAACAUAAACCAUUAAUUGUUUCUAUAAACAAUAUUUUGGAACAAAUUGAACUUUCUCAAUUGCAUGGCGGCCAAAUAUUAAACCUGAUAUAUGAAGUUGUCACUAUGACAUUUAUGGAUGACAAAGUUCAACUAUCUCUUAUAUUCAAACAAUGUUUACAGGUAAAUUUAAAGUAAAAUAUAUAUCAAAGUACAAUAUCAUUAUAAAAAGUGAUGACUAUUGUAAUUUAAUUUUCCUUAGUUUAGUUUAAAUCCUAAUAAUGUUAUUAUUAUUAUAGGUGUUGAUAUCACAGUUGAACACUUUUUUUGCACGUGGAGUGAUUUUUGAUCCUCAUAAAGAAUUAUUUAUAGAGCCAGAAUAUUCAAGAAAUACCAAAGAAUUUAAACAGUUUACAUUAUUACCAAGUUUAAUGCCAUCAUUUGUUCCUAUUUCAACUGCAAGCAAAAUAACAAGAAUUGGCGAUGUAAUUAAAAGUUUACAACAUUCACAUGACCAGCUGUCAUACAUAAACUACAAGGAUAUUUCUAUUGAGCUAUAUGGACAAAAAAGAGAUCAACUAUUUGCUGAUCUACUAAAUUUAGAAAAUUUGCCUAUGUUUACUAAAAAUGAAUUUGUUGAAGUAAUUGAUAAAUUUUAUAACGUAGUUGAUGAAUACAUGUUGAAAGCAUCAUUUUUAAAUGACAGUAUUAGUUAUCAUAUGAAAUUAGUUAGAGAUUUUUAUUUAUUGGGAAAUGGAGAGUUUUAUAUGCAUUUUUUAAAGAAGAUGUGCAGUUUAUCUCUAAAAUCUGAGCACAGCUUACGGGCUAUUAAGGUAGCAUUUAUCAAUACAGCUAAAGAUGUCAAAAUACACAAAUCUGUGUAUAAUGCAUUUAGUUUCAGUUCAUAUGAUAAUGAAAAAAAUGAUGAAACAACAUGGAUAAAACUUAAAGUUACCAUUGAAACUAAAUGGCCAUUACAGUUUAUAUUUACCAAGUCUGUUCAAAAAAAUUAUUCAAAAUUGUUUACAUUUUUAUCACGUAUAAAAAGAGUGCAAACGAAUUUACAUGAAAUUUGGAUUGAACAAAAAUCAAAACCAUAUAAGUUAAAUGGUCAUACUGACCAACUGAAAACAAAGUUAACAUUUUUAAUUGACACUCUAUAUAGUUAUCUUCAGUUAGAUGUCAUUGAAGACGAAUGUUUUUUGCUUCUGGAGAAAUUGUCUAAUGCUAGUGAUUUUCAAUCAAUUAAGCACAUACACGAUAAAUUUCAAACAAAUAUAAUGAGAGAUUCAUUUUUAUUCAUGGAAGAUGUUUACUUGGGCUUCAAUAGAAUAUUAGAUAUGUGUGAAAACUAUUGUAGGUAUAUAACUGACAUUACAGCUUCCUUAAAUCCACAGUAUAAACAAUGUUAUGAUGAGUUGAAUUUACUUUUUACCAAAAAACCAAAUCAAUUAGUCACGCUAUUAAACACUAUUCAAGAAAUUGAAGUCACUCCCAAACCGAAUCAAUUUAUUGUUAGACUAAAUUAUAAUAGUUGGUUUCUUCAAGCAAUUUCUAUUGAUAGUUAAUAAUGGAUUAUAUUUGAAAAAUACACAUCAAAUGUUUGAUUACAUUAUCAAUAAUAUUUUAAGUCAAAACUAUGUAUUUAUUAAGUUCAUUAUGUUUAUAACAAAUCAAACAAUAAUAAAGUAUUAUUUUUGUAACUUACUACAAGUAUAAAUUGUUUAUUAAAAAUAAUUAUAAUUAAAUUACUAAAUUAUACUAAGAAUAAUGAUAAUACAAAAAUGCAUUAUAUAUCAAUAAUUGAAAAAUUAACACAUAUAACAUUCAAGACAUUGAGAAUUUUAUAUUUUUAAAUUUACAUCUACUUAUUUAAUCUUAUUAUUUUUUUAUUAAUUUAAACAAAAAAUAUAUGUUUAUAAGAUAAAAUAAAAAAAAUCACUAAUCCAAGUAUAAUUUUAAUUAUUUAGAUAAUAGGAAUUAUGUAAUAAUAUUUAAUUUCUAUGUGAUCUAUUGGCAGCUCUCAUUGCUUUUUCUAAUUCAAAUUGCCGCAAAUCUGCCCGUUCUAAAAAAUCCUGCUUUUCUAAGUAUCUAAAAUCAAGAUAUAAAUAUAUUUCUUAUUGAAUUUAUACUUCUUACAAUGAGUUUAACAUUUAAACACUUACCCAUGUUUCCCUUUAUUAUGAGUAAUUAAUUCUUCGGCAAUACCUUCUUCUUUUUUAUAACCAUCCCAAUCUUGUUUUGAUUUUUCUAAAAUUGUCAAUUUACUUUUCUUCCCUAUUUGACUAAGUAUAUUUUCUAAACCACCUGAUUGUUUUUUAGCAAAGGGAGUUGUCGUCAAGCUUUUUGGAAUUUCAGGAGAUUUAGGUUUAGUUAUAUUGUUAUCAUUUUGUAAUCUAUGAAAGAAACAAU
This is a messenger RNA of Cinara cedri, 3019 nucleotides long. The record is from the annotation of a GenBank genome assembly. NCBI's taxonomy places the organism in Eukaryota, Metazoa, Arthropoda, Insecta, Hemiptera, Aphididae.